AUGAUCAACCGGUGCCUCUGCUGCGUCGCCCCCGGCGGCGACUCCGAGCCGGAGGCUGCCCCCAGCCGCCGCCGGAGCAGGGAUCCGUCGAGGAGGGGGUCCAAGAACAAGAACAGGAGCGUGGAGUUCCCCUGGGAGAUGUACACCCUCAAGGAGCUCCUCCAGGCGACCAACAACUUCAACGAGAGCAACAAGCUCGGCGAGGGCGGCUUCGGCACCGUUUACUGGGGUCGCACCUCCAAGGGCGUCGAGAUUGCGGUGAAGCGGCUGAAGGCGAUGACGGCCAAGGCGGAGAUGGAGUUCGCCAUCGAGGUGGAGAUCCUGGGCCGUGUCCGGCACAAGAACCUGCUCAGCCUCCGCGGCUUCUACGCCGGCGGCGACGAGCGGCUCAUCGUCUACGACUACAUGCCCAACCACAGCCUGCUCACUCAUCUCCACCCGCACCGCGGCACCCCGGCCUCCCAGCAGCAUCCCCCGCUCGACUGGCCCCGCCGCCUCGCCAUCGCGCUCGGCGCCGCCCAGGGCCUCGCGUACCUGCACCACGAGGCCAGCCCGCACAUCAUCCACCGCGACAUCAAGGCCAGCAACGUGCUGCUGGACGCGGACCUCGUGCCCAAGGUGGCCGACUUCGGCUUCGCCAAGCUCAUCCCGGAGGGCGUCUCCCACCUCACCACGCGGGUCAAGGGCACGCUCGGGUACCUGGCGCCGGAGUACGCCAUGUGGGGGAAGGUCUCCGAGAGCUGCGACGUCUACAGCUUCGGCGUGCUGCUACUGGAGCUCGUGAGCGCGCGCCGCCCGCUGGAGAAGCUGCCGGGCGGCGUCAAGCGCGAGAUCGUGCAGUGGGCGGGGCCGCUCGUGGAGCGCCGCAAGUGGGACCGCCUCGCCGAUCCCAGGCUCACCGGGCGGUUCGACGCCGUGCAGCUCCGGGCAGUGGUCGAGACGGCCAUGCUGUGCUCGCAGAGCAACGCGGAGGGCAGGCCGACCAUGGCCGAGGUCGUCGAGAUGCUCAAGUUCGGCGGCGAGCGGCGGAACAGGGAGAUCGUGCCGGUGGCGGACGCCGCCAGCCAGGACACCACCGUGACCAUGGACCGUGAGGACGACGUUACCGGCAGCAGCGAGCCGCUGGACAGGGGCCGCAGCUGGAAGCUGACGACGCUGAGGUGA
This is a messenger RNA of Triticum turgidum subsp. durum (durum wheat), 1164 nucleotides long. The record is from the annotation of a GenBank genome assembly. Lineage: Eukaryota; Viridiplantae; Streptophyta; Magnoliopsida; Poales; Poaceae.